AUGCGGGGUCUAGCUUCUCUCGCCACUCUCCUUUUUGGGUCACUCGUUUCUGCCCAAAACAAUUAUUCGACCUUGCCUAUAAAUUUCCUGAAAACCAGCAAUCCUGUCACUCCCCUUCCUCAAGGAUUUCCAUGGGGCAACAGGACUGCUAACAAUUCCAAUCCCUAUACUGAUGCACCACACACCGGUGUGAUUAGAAGAUAUGAUUUCACGGUUCAAAGAGGCCAAGCAUCGCCAGAUGGUUAUCAAAGAGAUGUGAUACUAGUGAAUGGCGUCUUCCCCGGCCCUCUCAUCGAGGCCAACUGGGGAGAUACGAUUGAAGUAACUGUUCACAAUGAGAUCAGAGGCCCCGAAGAAGGUACAGCACUCCAUUGGCAUGGACUCCUGCAAAAGGAAAGUCAAUGGUUUGAUGGUGUUCCCGGAGUUCAACAAUGUCCGAUCCCUCCUGGAGGAACCUUCACAUAUUCGUUCUUGGCCGAUCUUUACGGGUCAAGUUGGUGGCAUUCUCAUUACUCUGCCCAGUACAAUGCUGGUAUAUUUGGUCCUAUGAUCAUUCAUGGUCCCCAAACUGUUCCAUAUGAUUAUGACUUGGGACCGAUACUCUUGAACGAUUGGUAUCACCCAGAUUACUACUCAUUGGUUGAGGAUUCUAUGUCUACCGACCUCAACAGAGUUCUUGUAAGUUCCGAUAGUAAUCUUAUCCAAGGGAAAGGAUUCUUCGAUUGCUCUACAAAAGCUGCCGGUGAUAACGCUACCUGCAAUGAUGAGAACUACAUGCCAUCUACUUUCAAGCUCACAGCUGGAUCGAAGCACAGACUUAGGCUCAUCAACGCCGGCACUGAAGGAAUGCAGAAGUUCACAAUCGAUGGACACAACAUGACUGUCAUUGCCAAUGAUUUCGUCCCUAUCAUUCCUUACACAACUCAAGUCGUAACUUUGGGAGUUGGCCAGCGUACCGAUGUCAUCGUCGAAGGUAUCCCGACUGAAACAACAGGAUCAUACUGGAUGCGAUCAACAAUUGCUGGAUGUUCACUUUUCAAGAACCCUGAAGCCAAGGCACUCGUUUACUAUGGUCUCGAACCUAAUUUAAACUCUACCACUACUGCCUCCGCCAUAUUCAAUGACUCUGUCGCCAAUGUCUGCGCAAAUGACCCUCUUAACGCAACGACACCUUGGUACCCUAUUACACCUGAUCCAAACCCACCCACAACGGAACAAAUCGAUAUUGGAUUCGGACAAAAUGCUUCUGGAAACUGGCUAUGGUCGAUGAACAAUUCUUCCUUCCGUGCAAACUAUAACGAGCCAAUUCUUCUCCUAUCUAAUCAGGGUAACAACUCAUACCCAGAUAGUCCCGAAUGGAACGUCUACAACUUCGGCGACAAUAGUUCCAUCCGUAUCUAUAUUACCAACCCCACUGCAGUUUCUCAUCCAAUGCAUCUUCACGGCCACAACAUGUUCGUCUUGAAUGAAGGUGUCGGACUUUGGGAUGGACAAACAGUCGUUCGACCAUCUAACCCACAGCGUCGUGAUGUACAAACCCUUCAAGCUGGCGGCUACAUGGUACUACAAAUCACGGCUGACAAUCCAGGUGUUUGGCCUUUGCAUUGCCACAUUGCAUUCCAUGUUGGUAGUGGAUUGUAUGUGAGUGUCUUGGAAAGACCAGCAGAUAUUGCGAAGUUAAGGAUUCCGAGUAUUAUGGCCCAGACCUGCAGAGAUUGGGCGGCGUUCACGAAUACGACGGUGGUGGAUCAGAUUGAUUCGGGAUUGUAG
This is a messenger RNA of Botrytis fragariae, 1770 nucleotides long. Its product is annotated as putative laccase-1 precursor protein. The coding region runs from base 1 to 1770 and encodes 589 amino acids. The transcript has 4 exons. Gene Ontology annotation, molecular function: oxidoreductase activity; copper ion binding. The record is from RefSeq and is a predicted model, not a curated record. NCBI's taxonomy places the organism in Eukaryota, Fungi, Ascomycota, Leotiomycetes, Helotiales, Sclerotiniaceae.